CAUUCCCAUUUUCAAAAUGGCGUUGGUGUACUGCAAGCGUACGUGAUUUCCUGCAAAGAUUCUGUGUUAAUUUGGUUGUAGAAUAUAAAAACAAUGGCCGGUUUUACAGAAAAUGCGCUAAUACGUAAAUUGCAAGAGUUGAAUUCGAGUCAGCAAAGUAUUCAGACUUUAUCUUUGUGGUUAAUUCAUCACAGGAAGCACCAUGCCGCUGUCGUAAAAACUUGGUACAAAGAAUUAUUAAAAGUUAAAGAUGGGAAGCAGUUGACAUUUAUGUAUCUAGCCAAUGAUGUUAUUCAAAAUAGUAAAAAGAAAGGUCCAGAAUAUGGCAAGGAGUUUGGAGAAGUUCUCGAAGGUGCUUUGAAGCAUAUGGCAAAGACUGGGAUUAAUACUAAGACAAAACAUUCUUUGCAUAGAAUAUUAAAUAUAUGGCAAGAGAGAGGUGUAUAUGAUGCUCAGAAAAUACAGGAAUUAAAAGUGGCUGUUGAUCCAAAUGACGCUGAACCUAAAAAGGUGAGCAAGAGGAAAUCUACUGACGUGGAACCAAAGGAUCCAGAGAAGAAGCCGAAAUUAGACUCUAAGAAAAAUGACAAGCGGGAGAGACGCCGUAGUGAGACAAAAGUAGAAGUAGAUGGACAGAUUGAGACACACACCACGCUGAGCCCAAAAACUCCGCCAGGAGACCCGCCAGAACCGGACGAGUUGAUUAAGGCCCUCCUUGAAUUAGAAUCAAGUGCUUCCAGCGACGAGGCAGUCCGCGAGCGCAUCGCCUCUCUUCCUCCAGAAGUCUCUGAAGUGCAAUUAUUGUCUAAGUUAGAAGAUAAAGAAUCGGCGCUCGCCCUCAGCGCCAUAGUCAAUUCAGCAGUAGAAUUACUGGCCGAAUACAACCUGAGGCUAACUGAGGAACUGGAAAAGAGGCGUAAGGUAGCGGCCAUGUUGAGGGACUUCGCGCAGGCGCAGAAGGACCUCGCCAAGCAGGCUGAGGCGCGGCUGGAGGAAUACAACAUAAAACUGCAAAAGAUCUACGCAGUGAAGACCGAAGUGAAGUCCCACAUAGAGAACCUACCCGACGUGUCUCGUCUCCCCGACGUGACCGGCGGCCUGGCGCCUCUACCCUCCGCGGGCGACCUGUUCAGCAUUUGAAACUCCGCUCAAAGAUGGCCGACACAUGUACUGUUGGAGUUGUGGAAGAAAAUGCUUAGGUGACAUGAGUAAAUUUAUAAAUAAGCGAAAUUCUGGUCGAAAAUGUCUUUGAAAUGCAAUAUCGGCUAUACAUUCUAACUUUCAUGUUACAUUAGAUAAAAUAGUCAUUCUUAGGACUUACUGAACUUGUCCGGUUGCUCAACGGGGGCGCCCUAGGAAGAUAUAACCAAACGGAGUAGCCAUUAAUAGGCAUUCCCCUCUGUCGAAAAUAGUCUGCCAAUGGUCAUACACAAUGUAUGGACUGACGUUUAUCUGACAUGGCUAUUUUGACGUUACGUAGGUAUACAUAUGACGUUCCCCUCCCCCGCAAAAAUUGGCAGACUUUGUAUAGGAAAUUAACAGACGUGGCGGCUCCAUUGGGUUAUAUCCUCCUAGGGGGCGCCACUCAUGUACUUAUGUAGUCAGAGGACUUACCGCGAACCAUUUCGUCGUUUCAUUCGCCUAUUUGCCUGUCUAUCACUUGAAUAUACAAGAGCAAUACGAACUUUCGAUUUUCGCCCUCAUUUAUAAUGUCACUUUCGGUACCGGUAUUUGUAUCUCGUGUCGCCCGAUGUGACCGGCGGCCUGGCGCCUUUACCCUCUGCGGGCGACCUAAGGGCCUACCGAGAACACCGUAGUAGCAUCACCGUAAUUAGAGUGACAGGGAAAGAUUCCCGCAAUGAGGGCUAACGCGUAUGAAUUCGCCGCUAGGGGCGCUAGUGUAGAUGGUGGUCUUUUCCAUAGUUCGAAAUGUCAAAUGUCACUUGUCACUUCAAUGACUGACAGCUGUUCUUUAGUCUUUUGGACCACCAUCAACAGAGGCGCCAACUGGUGAGCAAAAAAACGAUAGCCCUCAUUUGCGAACUUCAAAGGUGGCCGACACAUGUGCUCUUGGAGUUGUGGAGAAAAAUGCUUAGGUGACAUGAAUAGGAGGUUUUCCAGUUAUUUGCGAAAUUCUGGUAAAAAUCAGGGAUGUUGCGGAUGCGGAUUUUUAAAGGCUCACAUCCGCGAAUGCGGAUGCGGAUGUCGAGAUUAGGCACAUAAAAAACGUCAAAUACACUUUAGUAAUUGUUAUUUUAAAAAAACGAAACAGUAUUUGAACAAGAAUAGGUGCCCCACAAUCGCAUUACUAUACUAAAGUCCAAAUAAAACAAACUUUUCACUUCUUGUCACUGUCCGUCAUAGGCUAAAGUGCUCGAUCGACGAAUCGCAAAAACGAAACGAGGUUCUUAUUGGCUAAUGACGAAAUUACCUAGCACUUACGCUGCCGCUAAGACGUUCCUGUACCUACCUGUUCCACAUCCGCAUUAAGCUCCGCAUCGAUGUUAUGCGGAUGCGGAUGCUGAUGUUGAAAAUAAUGCGGAAGUUCCGCGUAUGCGGAUGCGAAUAUUCGCAACAUCCCUGGUCAAAAUUAUCCUCUUUGAACGUCAUGCCUGUCGUGUGUGGCGCGUCAUCGCGUGAACCUUGUCGAAAUGCAUAAAGGUUGAAGGCGUCAGUUGAUGUCUUUGGCGGUCAGAGGAUCAAGCAUGGGUUUUAAUGUAAGUGCAGGGUGCCUAGCCAAGAUGCCAAUCGUUUGCGCUACGACAACGCAACGCUUUCUGUCUCUCUAUCACUCUUACAUAUUAGUGCGAUAGAUAGACAGAAAGCGUUUCGUUGAUGUAGCGCACACGAUUGGCAUCUUGGCUAGGCACCCAGGUAUAGCUCAAUAUCUUUGAUCUACGAACGUAGUUAGGCUCAGAUCUACGUAACAGUUAAAAAGAGCAGAUAUGCGUGUAUUAUUUUAUAAUAGAUAAUGCUUGAAGCAGACAUUUUUGAUCAGAAUUAAAGAUAAAUGCAAAAUCUGGCUGUAAAAUAACUUCUACCAAUCAUCCUUAGUAUAGACAUGUUCCUCAAAAAAAGUUGCCUCAAUGUAUAGUUCGUUCUUUUUAGCUUUAGAAAAAAGGUAAACAAUCUUGAUGUGUCUUUUUAUUGAAAAAUAUUGAAAAACGCUUUAAAAAAAUAGUUUAUAUUACUUAUGAAAGCAAAAGAAUGUAAAAGAUCGUAUAUGAUUUAUAUUGUAACAUGUUUGCUGUGACUUAUUUUUCAAAAGUGUAUUUAAAGUGUGUGUACCAUCUUUCUAAUGCGAAAAAAAAACGAACUAUAUCUUUUUACAAUAUUAAAAAUAUUGUAUGGUUCUCAAAUCCUUGACUCACUCCUAUUGCAUAAAAUGCAUACCAUAUUUUUAUAGAUUAGCUUGUAAGAUGAUGUAGAUUUUGUUUUGCCGUAUUUUCUUUAUUUAAUUUACUGGACGAU
Messenger RNA from Cydia strobilella, 3471 nucleotides. Its product is annotated as regulation of nuclear pre-mRNA domain-containing protein 1B. Gene Ontology annotation, molecular function: RNA polymerase II complex binding. The coding region runs from base 94 to 1140 and encodes 348 amino acids. The transcript is spliced from 6 exons. Lineage: Eukaryota; Metazoa; Arthropoda; Insecta; Lepidoptera; Tortricidae. The record is from RefSeq and is a predicted model, not a curated record. Gene Ontology annotation, biological process: mRNA 3'-end processing.